This is a messenger RNA of Magallana angulata, 1235 nucleotides long. Its product is annotated as solute carrier family 25 member 43-like. The transcript has 4 exons. Bases 108 to 1085 code for a protein of 325 amino acids. The record is from RefSeq and is a predicted model, not a curated record. Gene Ontology annotation, biological process: transmembrane transport. NCBI's taxonomy places the organism in Eukaryota, Metazoa, Mollusca, Bivalvia, Ostreida, Ostreidae.
AUCCCCCUUUAUGAUAAAUCGAUCCAGGGGAUAGUGUCCGAGGUGAUUCGAAAGACUCAAUUCGAAGAGAUUCAAAUGCAACUUUCGUCUGCUUUUUAAUAUUAACGAUGUGGACCUCGGUUGACCACAGAAUCACUUAUUUGCAAAGUUUUCUAUGCGGUUCUACAGCAGGUGUGCUAGGUCGAACUGUGACCGCCCCACUGGAUGUCCUAAAGAUAACCUGUCAAGUGAAAGGUUCUCGAACUGGAAUGCUUUCUGUGUGUAAACAAAUUUAUGCAAUGGAAGGAUGGAGAGGGUUUUUCAGAGGGAACUUAUCAGCCUGUGUAAAGAUAUUUCCAUAUUAUGCUGUUCAGGUUUGGUCUUACAAAAAGUUCCGUUGGUACAUUCAAGAUGAUCUAGGGCGUUUAAAUAUUUCCGGUUCAGUUUCAGCAGCCACUCUCGCUGUGUUGAGCGCCACUGUGUUCACCUACCCGUUGGAUUUGAUAAAAACAAGACUGGUCGUCCAGCCGUAUGGCAGACAUAAGACUGUAUACAAGGGUAUCUCCCAUGCUUUUCUCUCAAUUAUCAAAACAGAGGGCCCACGCACUCUCUAUAAUGGGCUAUGGCCUACUCUGUUAGGUACAGUGCUGUAUGCCUUCUGUACGUUUGUGACAUACGAAGCACUGGACACGUACUGGUGGGACAGAAGACUCCGUCCAUUAGAACUGGUUGUACAGAGUGCGGCGGUGUCCUCACUGGUCAUCACCUUCACCUUCCCGUUUGAUCUUGUCAGAAAAAGAAUGCAGGCAAAAAGCAGCAGUCUUCCUUGCAACGGUGGGGUAGGGAUUAAUUUCUCCAAUGCCAGAACCUGCGUCCUCAACACGGUACAGAGCUCCGGUAUACGUGGACUUUGGAAAGGACUUCUCCCCACUAUAGUCAGAACGGGGCCAUACCAUGCGCUGAUUUUUCUGUCUUAUGGUAUGUGUAAAUCGGCUUGUUUGUACAGGAAUGGUUACAAGGGCGGCAUAGAUCCAAACAUCGAGAUGGAAGAGCUGCAGGAAGCGGCGGAUUAUGACGUAGAUUUUGAUCUACAGUUAGACGAUUGAUAAAAUCUCACAAAUAAAAAAAACCCAUCUUCUACGUAGAUGUACUGAUAUUAAAAGAGAUUUUUUUCUUCCGUUAUAUACAUCUACUAAGACGUACAUGUAUUUUCUAACACUUAAUAAAAAUUGUUCUUGAUAAUAGAGUGUUUCUCA